Messenger RNA from Aegilops tauschii subsp. strangulata, 555 nucleotides. The record is from RefSeq and is a predicted model, not a curated record. NCBI's taxonomy places the organism in Eukaryota, Viridiplantae, Streptophyta, Magnoliopsida, Poales, Poaceae.
AUGCCCCCACUCGCCCCCACGUCUCCCUCGUCUCCCAUACGCGCCACAACACACUCACGCACGCACAAGGCAGCGCCCCGUCCCGUGCGCCUCCUACCCUCCCGGCCUCGCGCGUCCCGCCGCGGCGACCUCGCUGGAGCCCACCUCGCCGGAGGCCCCGUCGCAGAUCUGGUCUCCCUCCGUCCCCUGAUGCCCGCGCCUCCCCCUCUCCCAUCCUCUGCGCCCCCCGAUUGGAUCGGGGGGAUCGAACCGCCACCGCCGCCCGGAACGCCACCGCCACGCCCUACCUCGUCGACGACCACCUCGCCGGACUGCCUCCACUCCGUCCGCGUCGUCUCCGACCUCCACCUCGCGCUCCACUGCCCCGUCCCUAUGCCUCGCGGUGAGGACCCCGGUCCUCCUCUCUCCCCUCUGUCCCCGUGCACGCCGACCACGCUCACCACGACCCCGCCGCAUCCACGGCCGCGCCUUCGCGCGCGCACCUGCGUGCCGGAGCUCGCGCUCUGGGCAGCACGCGCUCACCCCACGCCCGGUCCCGCUCCCGUGCGCCCAUAG